AUGGAAAAAAGAUUAAGAGAUAUAAUCGAAAUAGGAGAGACUCAGUUUGGCUUUAUGUCUGGAAGAUCAACAACUGAUGCAAUCUAUGAAAUUAGACAAAUGAGUGAAAAAUACAGGGAAAAGAACAAAAAGCUACACAUGGCCCCUCUCGAUCUAGAAAAGGCCUUCAAUAGAAUCCUAAGAAAACUUAUCUGGUGGGCGCUAUGCCAGAAAAAGGUUCCCGAAAAAUAUAUAAUAAUAAUAGAGGAUAUGUAUAUGGGACAUAUAACAAUGGUUCGUAGCACAACAUUUACUUCAGCAGGCUUCACAAUAACCGAGGGAGUUUAUCAAGGGUCGGCUCUCAGACCACAUCUCUUCAAUACAGUACAAACAGUCCCCUGGAAUAUGAUAUUUGCAGAUGAUAUUGUGAUAAUUGCCGAAUCCAAGGAUGAAAUGAAAGAAAGAUUAGUGAGUUGA
Gordionus sp. m RMFG-2023 is the source of this 456-nucleotide messenger RNA. RefSeq lists its product as uncharacterized. The coding region runs from base 1 to 456 and encodes 151 amino acids. The transcript has a single exon. The record is from RefSeq and is a predicted model, not a curated record. Lineage: Eukaryota; Metazoa; Nematomorpha; Gordioida; Chordodea; Parachordodidae.